AUGGACCCCAACAGCUCCCUCAGGUUCCAAAACCUGCCCUUUGACAUUCACUUCGAAGUAGCAAAGCAGCUCGACUACCCCGGAAUCGUCAACCUCGCCUCUACAAACCGCUUCUUCCACCAGAUCCUUGACCCCAUCGCCAUCCUCUCCAGGUCUGAAGUCGCCGACUUUUGCGAGAACCAGGAUCGUCACUUUCGAGAGAUUGGAAAAGAGCUAUUCGCCUGCUACAAGUGCUUUCGUUUCUUUCCAAAGAAAAAGUUUGGGCGUCCUGCUUGGUUUGGCCAGGACGCGUGGCAGAAUCGCUUCUGUCUUGACUGUUCUGGCAAGUUGAAGCACUAUAAGCACGGCGAGGGUAUCUGGAACGGGACAAGAGACGUAAAGUACUACUUUUGUCACAAUUGCUGUCGGUAUCAGACAAAGUCUACCAAGUGUCAGAGCAAUCUUCUCGAUGAGAGUUCCAGCGAGGACGAGGUUGCUGAGGCCUUGGCCCUCUGCACAAAGUCUCCUCGUCGAGAAUGCCAAGGACUGGAAACACUCCCAACACACAUCAUGUUCAACAUUGCUUCUUUCCUGGACUUUCACGAUGUUCUUCGUCUCGCCCAGGCAAGUUACACCCUCAGCGACAUUGUCAAGCCAAAUAGCUGGGUCUCUCUGCCUACCCGCUACCGCUUCGUUCGGGACAAGUGGACAAAGGACGUGGCAGACCUAGAGUUCUCCAACAUUGAGAACUUCCCCUGCUACAUGUGCUUCCGCAUCCGUCCAAAGGCAAAGUUCCCCUGGAAGCAGCUUGAGAUGGCCGAGAAGGAGCCAGACACGGCGUGGAAGAUGCGCUGCCAGCGGUGCGUGGCCAUGAUGGGUUGCAGCAACAAGAGUCUCACGCGUAUCGAGCACCGACGACGAGAAAUGUGCGAAGUUUGCAAGUGCAUCAAGCACACGAGGCAGCCGUGCCGCGGGUGCAUGGAGCUCUACGUCCAAGGGGCUCUCGAUCGCGAGGCCGUGAAUCCAGAGGAGGAAGACAUUUUCGACGGGUUGGAUAUCGUAUUCGAUGAAGAUAGAUUGGCGAGGGAGGCGAGGGAAGCGAAGGCGUUUAGAGAGACGUGUUUUGUUUGGGAGGAGUUCGGCGCUUGGGGCGAUAUGUGA
Messenger RNA from Fusarium keratoplasticum, 1140 nucleotides. RefSeq lists its product as uncharacterized. Gene Ontology annotation, molecular function: protein binding. The record is from RefSeq and is a predicted model, not a curated record. NCBI's taxonomy places the organism in Eukaryota, Fungi, Ascomycota, Sordariomycetes, Hypocreales, Nectriaceae. The transcript has a single exon. Bases 1 to 1140 code for a protein of 379 amino acids.